Messenger RNA from Coregonus sp. 'balchen', 12728 nucleotides. Lineage: Eukaryota; Metazoa; Chordata; Actinopteri; Salmoniformes; Salmonidae. The record is from the annotation of a GenBank genome assembly.
GCGGUCGGGUGUAGAUGAUGGGAAUGGGUGAUGCGGGGUCGAUCGGAUCGGACUGUCAGACUUCUCCGAUGAGAUCUGUUAAGGAUCCUGCGCUAUGUCUCGGAGACAUCUGCCUGGUGAAUCUACGUGCCCGGCCCCGGCCGCCAGCCUGCAGGGCCCCCUCGCCUCAGCUAAGACCCUGUGACCACGGUCCCGCUGUUGCAAGCCUUUACCCGGUCCACACCCACCCCCACCCCAGACCCCCGCCCCACCCACACACACAACACACACAACAGACACACACACACUAGGACCCAACCACACACACACACACACACAGAAAACACACACACCACCACACAGAAACACACACACACACCACACACACACACAGGACACACACACAAGACACAACACAGACACCACCAGACACACAACACACACACCACAGACACAACACACACACACAGAACCACAACACACACAAGACACACACCACACACACACAGACACACCCAGAACCACAACACACACCACACAAAAGACACACACUACACACACACACAAAGCACACACGCACACACACACACACACACACACACAGACCACACACACACACACACACACACACCAGAACACACAGACACACACACACACACACAAACACACACACAGACACACACAACACAAAGACACCCAACACCACACACACCACACAACAGACAAAAGACAACAGACACCACACACAGACACACACACACCAAACACACACACACACACAACACACACACACACAAACAAGGAUACACAGGACCAACACACACACACACACCACACACAAACACAACAACACACAAACACACACACAACACAGACACACACACACACACACACACACCACACACAAAAACACAACACCACACACCAAACACACACUGUGAUGAAUCAUUUUCUUUAAUUCCUGACCCCCCCCCCCAGGGCAAUGACCGGCGCAUUCGGCCAGGUGCGAGCAUCUAUCCAUCAGUGCAGUCCCUCAGACUGUAGCGCGGCUGAAUUGGCUGUCGGGUUCUACCAUCGACCGGCUGCUUGGGAUGUCGUCCCUGUGCGUCUGGACUUCGGGUGUCGCCUACCUCCACUGAGUGGUCCCGUCUCCUCUCCUCCCUCUCUCUCCUCCAGUCUCUUGCUUUUGACGUGGCGCCGGGCUUUGAUUCCGCCCAGCUGAGUGGGGAGGCCCGUGAUUCGCUGUCCCGGCUGUCAGAGCUGAGACAGACGGUCUUGACGCCCAGUUACGGCGUUGUCCCCUGCUGCUCCAGCCUCUUCAGUCUACGGCUGCAGCUGGACAUACCUGACGUCACCAGGUGAGACACAACAGACGGACAACAUCUCAACUAAAACCUUGGUUUGACUGUGUCUGUGUGUGUGUGUGUGUGUGUGUGUGUGUGUGUGUGGUGUGUGUGGUGGGUGUGUGUGUGUGGUGGUGUGGGUGUGUGUGUGUGGUGUGGGGGUGUGUGUGUGUGUGGUGGUGUGUGUGUUGUGGGUGCUGUGUUGUGUAGGGAAGGUUCCAGUGUGUGUUGCCAGCUGAUGAUUGGCCAGAGCAGCGUUCCUCACUACCAACAGCUGGAGGAGUUUACAGCCCGCCUGGCGCCUGGAGAGGUAUGGCCAGGGUGGUUAUAAUGGUCAGGGUGGUUAUAACGGUCAGGGUGGUUAUAAUGGUCAGGGUGGUUAUAAUGGUCAGGGGGGUUAUAAUGGCCAGGGUGGUUAUAAUGGUCAGGGGGGGGUUAUAACGGUCAGGGUGGUUGGUUAUAAUGGCCAGGGUGGUUAUAAUGGGCAGGGUGGUUAUAAUGGUCAGGGUGGUUAUAAUGGUCAGGGUGGUUAUAAUGGUCAGGGUGGUUAUAAUGGCAGGGUGGUUAUAAUGGUCAGGGUGGGUGGUUAUAAUGGUCAGGGUGGUUAUAACGGUCAGGGUGGUUAUAAUGGUCAGGGUGGUUAUAAUGGUCAGGGUGGUUAUAAUGGCCAGGGUGGUUAUAAUGGUCAGGGUGGUUAUAAUGGUCAGGGGGGUUAUAAUGGUCAGGGUUGGUUAGUAAUGUCCGGGUGGUUAUAAUGGCCAGGGUGGCUUUUAUAAUGGCCCAUGGUGGUGGUUCAUAAAGGCCGGGGGGUUAUAAUGGUUCAGGGUGGUGAUAAUGGUCAGGGGGGGGGGUUAUAAUGGUCAGGGUGGGUGGUUCUUAAUGGUCAGGGUGGUUAUAAUGGUCGGGGGGGGUGGUUAUAAUGUCAGGGUGGUUUAUAAUGGUCGGGUGGUUGGUUGGUUAUAAUGGUCAGGGUGGUUGGUUAUAAUGGUCAGGGUGGUUAUAAUGGUCAGGGUGGUUAUAAUGGUCAGGGUGGUUAUAAUGGCCAGGGUGGUUAUAAUGGCAGGGUGGUUAUAAUGGUCAGGGUGGUUAUAAUGGUCAGGGUGGUUAUAAUGGUCAGGGUGGUUGGUUAUAAUGGUCAGGGUGGGUGGUUAUAAUGGUCAGGGGGGUUAUAAUGGUUCAGGGUGGGUGAUAAUGAUAAAGGGUGGUGAUUAAUGGUCGGGUGGUUGGCCUAUAAUGGUCAGGGGGGUUAUAAUGGUCAGGUGCUUAUCAUGGUAAGGGGGUGAUAAUGGUCAGGGUGGUUUAUUGGUCAGGGUGGUUUUAUAAUGGCAAGGUGGGUUAUAAUGGUCAGGGUGGUUAUAAAUGGGUAAGGGUGGUUGGUUUAUAAUGGUCAGGGUGGGUGGUUAUCAAUGGUCAGGGGGUUAUUAAGCCAGGGUGGUUUAGAAUGGUCAGGGUGGUUAUAAAUGGGUCAGGGUGGUUAUAAUGGUCAGGGUGGUUAUAAUGGUCGGGGGUGGUUUGGUGUUAUAAUGGGCCAGGGUGGUAUAUGGUCAGGGUGGUGUAUAAUGUAGGGGGUUUAAUGGUUCAGGGUGGUUAAUGGUAAGGGGGUGGUAUAAUGUCAGGGUGGUUAUAAUGGUCCGGGUGGUUCUAAUGGUCAGGGUGGUUUUUAUAAUGGUCCAGGGUGGUUGGUUUAAGGUCAGGUGGUUGGUUAUAAUGGUCAGGGUGGUGGUUAUAUAUGGUAGGGUGGUUGGUUCAUAAUGGUCAGGGUGGUGGUUUAUAAAUGGUCAGGUGGUUGGUUUUUAGAAUGUCAGGGUGCGUUGGUAUAAUGUCAGGGUGGUUGGUUAUAAUGGUCAGGGUGGUUGGUUAUAAUGGUCAGGGUGGUUGGUUAAAAUGGUCAGGGUGGUUGGUUAUAAUGGUCAGGGUGGUUAUAAUGGUCAGGGAGGUUGGUUAUAAUGGUCAGGGUGGGUGGUUAUAAUGGUCAGGGUGGUUGGUUAUAAUGGUCAGGGUGGUUGGUUUAUAAUGGUCAGGUGGUUGUUAUAAUGGUCAGGGUGGUGGUUUAUAAUGGUAGGGGGUUGGUUAUAAUGGGCAGGGGGGUUGGUUUAUUACUGGUAGGGUGGUGGUUAUAUGGUCAGGUGGGUGGUUAUAUGGUCAGGGUGGUUAUCAUGGUCAGGGUGGGUGGUUAUAAUGUCAGGGGGUUAUAAUGGUCAGGGGGUUAUAUGGUAGGGUGGUGGUUAUAAUGGUCAGGGUGGGUGGUUUAAUGGUCAGGGUGGUGAUAUAUUGUCAGAGUGUGGUUAUAAUGGUGGUGGUUAUAAUGGUCAGGGUGCGGUGGUGAUAAUGGUCAGGGUGGGUGGUUUAUAAUGGUCAGGGUGGUUUGGUUGAUAAUGGUCAGGGUGGGUUAUAAUGGUGCAGGGUGGGGUUUAUAAUGGUCAGGGGGGGUUAUAAUGGUCAGGUUGUUAUAAUGGUUCAGGGUGGGUGGUUAUAAUGUCCAGAGUGUGGUUAUAAUGGUCAGGUGGUAUAAAUGGUCAGGGGGGUGGUUUAUCAUGGUCAGGGGGGGGGUGGUUAAAUGGUUCAGGGGGGUUAUAAUGGUCAGGUUGGUUAUAAUGGUCAGGGUGGUUAUAAUGGUCAGGGUGGUUAUAAUGGUCAGGGUGGUGGUUAUAAUGGUCAGGGUGGGUUAUAAUGGUCAGGUGGGUUAUAAUGGUCAGGGUGGUUAUAAUGGUCAGGGUGGUUAUAAUGGUCAGGGUGGUUGGUUAUAAUGGUCAGGGUGGGUUAUAAUGGUCAGGGUGGUUGGUUAUAAUGGUCAGGGUGGUUGGUUAUAAUGGUCAGGGUGGUUAUAAUGGUCAGGUGGUUAUAAUGGUCAGGGUGGUUAUAAUGGUCAGGGUGGUUAUAAUGGUCAGGUGGUUAUAAUGGGUUAGGGCUGUUAUAAUGGUGUGUGUGUGUGGGUGUGUGUGUGUGUGUGUGUAUAUAAUGUGUGUGUGUGUGUGUGUGUGUUUAGGUGAACCAGACUCUGCUCCUCCUCUACCUGGCUGUGUUCAGUGUUCGUGUUCCGGAGCGUCUCCGCUGCUUCCUGGUUUCAGUUCCUGGUCCAAACCCCGCCCACUGGCCUGCUGCGUCCUCAUUGGCCCAUAGCCUCGGUCAGCAUGGCGACCUGGAAGCCCUGCAGUUGCCUCGCUCCUGGUUGGACGCCACAUCGCUAGGGCGGGUCCUUCUUAGCAACGCUCCCAAGCACCUCAACUUCUCCCGUUGCCCCACGUUACGACAAACUGUCAUCCAAUCGCUGACUGGCGCCGGAGUGAGAGACUCAACGAGAUUGGUCAGCCUGAAUCUCAGUGGUAUAGGCCACACCUCCAAUUAUCCAGAGUGCAGUAGAGCGCGGGGAGAGGAGGAGCUUGUUGCCGAGGCGAUGAGCCGGCUGGUUAUUGGCUGUCCCAAUCUGUCACACCUCAACCUGUUACACACGCACUAUCACCAUGACAACACACACACACCUGGGCUGGAGGACAACGCACACCUGUGUACCAGCCUCGCCAAACUCACGCACCUCCGCUCGCUGGCGCUGCCCGCCUGCGCCCUGUCGGACGGUUCGCACGCGCCCUCCCCUCCCCCCGCCCCCUCCCCCUCCUCGCUGCUGCUGGGGCUGAGGAAGCCGUCCCGUGUGGGGCUCCGGACCUACAGGCCAGGCUCUGAGGACUCUCUCCCCAGGGAGGGCGCCUCUUCCGGGCUGGGUACCCUGCUGGCUGGCUGCCCCUCUCUGGAGGUUCUGGAGUUGACAGGACCGGGCUUCGUCUCCGCCCUGCCGCGUCUCGAGCCCUGCGCCAGGGUGUGCGUGGAUCAGAGGGCGUGCGUGUGCGCGCGCGGGGUCGGGGACUCGCACGUUGCCGCGCUCCGGGGGUUCCGGGGGCUGCGGAGGCUGACGCUGGCGGGGCUGGCGGGGAUCCUGAAGGGGACCGGGCUGGUGCAGGUCUCUGAGCACUGCCGGGACCUGCAGGCUUUAUCACUGGCCAACCUGGGGUCCUUGAAGACCUGGAACUACAGCGCCGCCCUGCUGGAGACACUGAGGAACUGCACACAGCUCACAGAGCUACGGUGAGGAGACAACGGAUGAAGAUCUGGUUUGGAGGGGAAACGUUGGCAAUAAAAAAGCGGUGAUCAUCAACAGGCUGUUGUUUUAUUAGUCCGGUGCACAACCGAGCAAGAGGACAAAUACAUUAGAGUGUCUAGUUUGAGAAACAGGCACCUCACAGGUCCUCAACUGGCAGCUUCAUUCAAUAGUACCCGCAAAACACCAGUCUCAACGUCAACAGUGAAGAGGCGACUCCGGGAUGCUGACCUUCUAGGCAGAGUUGCAAAGAAAAAGCCAUAUUUCAGACUGGCCAAUAAAAAUAAAAGAUUAAGAUGGGCAGUCUGAGAUUUGGCUUUUCCUUUGCAACUCUGCCUAGAAGGUCAGCAUCCCGGAGUCGCCUCUUCACUGUUGACGUUGAGACUGGUGUUUUGCGGGUACUAUUUAAUGAAGCUGCCAGUUGAGGACCUGUGAGGCGCCUGUUUCUCAAACUAGACUCUAAUGUAUUUGUCCUCUUGCUCAGUUGUGCACCGGGGCCUCCCACUCCUCUUUCUAUUCUGGUUAGAGACAGUUUGCGCUGUUCUGUGAAGGGAGUAGUACACAGCGUUGUACGAGAUCUUCAGUUUCUUGGUAAUUUCUCACAUGGAAUAGCCUUCAUUUCUCAGAACAAGAAUAGACUGACGAGUUUCAGAAGAAAGUGAUUUGUUUCUGGCCAUUUUGAUUCUGUAAUCGAACCCACAAUUGCUGAUGCUCCAGAUACUCAACUAGUCUCAAGAAGGCCAGUUUUAUUGCUUCUUUAAUCAGCACAACAGUUUUCAGCUGUGCUAACAUAAUUGCAAAAAGGUUUUCUAAUGAUCAAUUAGCCUUUUAAAAUGAUAAACUUGGAUUAGCAAACACAACGUGCCAUUGGAACACAGGACUGAUGGUUGCUGAUAAUGGGCCUCUGUACGCCUAUGUAGAUAUUCCAUUAAAAAUCAGCCGUUUCCAGCUACAGUAGCCAUUUACAACAUUAACAAUGUCUACACUGUAUUUCUGAUCAAUUUGAUGUUAUUUUAAUGGACAAUUGUUUUUAUUUUCUUUCGAAAACAAGGACAUUUGAAUGGUAGUGUGUGUGUGUGUGUGUAUAUAUAUGUAUGUAUGUAUGUAUGUAUGUAUAUAUAUACAGUUGAAGUCGGAAGUUUACAUACACUUAGGUUGGAGUCAUUAAAACUUUUUUUUCAACCACUCCACACAUUUCUUGUUAACAAACUAUAGUUUUGGCAGGUCGGUUAGGACAUCUACUUUGUGCAAUUUUUCCAGCAAUUGUUUAAAGACAGAUUAUUUCACUUAUAAUUCACUGUAUCACAAUUCCAGUGGGUCAGAAGUUUACAUACACUAAGUUGACUGUGCCUUUUAAACAGCUUGGAAAAUUCCAGGAAAUGAUGUCAAGGUUUUAGAAGCUUUGAGUCAAUUGGAGGUGUACCUGUGGAUGUAUUUCAAGCCCUACCUUCAAACUCAGUGCCUCUUUGCUUGACAUCAUGGAAAAAUCUAAAGAAAUCAGCCAAGACCUCAGGAAAAAAAAUGGGAGACCUCCACAAGUCUGGUUCAUCCUUGGGAGCAAUUUCCAAACGCCUGAAGGUACCACGUUCAUCUGUACAAACAAUAGUACGCAAGUAUAAACACCAUGGGACCACGCAGCCGUCAUACCGCUCAGGAAGGAGACGCAUUCUGUCUCCUGGAGAUGAACGUACUUUGGUGCGAAAAGUGCAAAUCUAUCCCAGAACCACAGCAAAGGACCUUGUGAAGAUGCUGGAGGAAACCGGUACAAAAGUAUCUAUAUCCACAGUAAAACGAGUCCUAUGUCGACAUAACAUGAAAGGCAGCUCAGCUCUGUCAGGAGGAAUGGGCCAAAAUUCACCAAACUUAUUGUGGGAAGCUUGUGGAAGGCUACCCGAAACGUUUGACCCAAGUUAAACAAUUUAAAGGCAAUGCUACCGAAUACUAAUUGAGUGUAUGUAAACUUCUGACCCACUGGGAAUGUGAUGAAAGAAAUAAAAGCUGAAAUAAAAUAAUUCUCUCUAUUAUUAUUCUGACAUUUCAAAUUCUUAAAAGAAAGUGGUGAUCCUAACUGACCCUAAGACAGGGAAUUUUUACUAGGAUUAAAUGUCAGGAAUUGUGAAAAACUGAGUUUAAAUGUAGGUAUCAACUGUAUAAUGUGUGUGUGUGUGUGUGUGUGUGUGUCUGUGUGUGUGUGUGUGUGUCUGUGUGUGUCUGUGUGUGUGUCUGUGUGUGUCUGUGUGUGUGUGUGUGUGUGUCUGUGUGUGUGUGUCUGUGUGUGUGUGUCUGUGUCUGUGUCUGUGUGUGUCUGUCUGUGUCUGUGUCUGUGUCUGUGUCUGUGUGUGUGUGUGUGUGUCUAGGUUGGAGCAGCCCUACCUGGUGUGUAGCGGUGCAUUCUGGGAGGCGUUGUCAUGCUGUUCUCGUCUCCGCCGUCUCUGUCUCGUCUCUCGGAACGGAACCUUCCACCCCGCUGCCGUGGUGACCUUCAUGGAGCGUUGCCGUGACGUCAUGGUGUGUCACAUGUUCUUGGGCGGAACUCUGGUGGCGUGCCGCACACUGCAGAAAACACUGUUAGACCGGUGAGUCUGUCUCUGUCUGUCGGACCGGUGAGUCUGUCUCUGUCUGUCGGACCCGUGAGUCUGUCUCUGUCUGUCGGACCGGUGAGUCUGUCUCUGUCUGUCGGACCGGUGAGUCUGUCUGUCUGUCGGACCGGUGAGUCUGUCUCUGUCUGUCGGAUCGGUGAGUCUGUCUCUGUCUGUCGGACCGGUGAGUCUGUCUGUCUGUCGGACCGGUGAGUCUGUCUCUGUCUGAUCGGUGAGUCUGUCUGUCUGUCGGACCGGUGAGUCUGUCUCUGUCGGAUCGGUGAGUCUGUCUCUGUGUGUCGGACCGGUGAGUCUGUCUCUGUCUGAUUGGUGAGUCUGUCUCUGUCUGAUCGGUGAGUCUGUCUGUCUGAUCGGUGAGUCUGUCUCUGUCUGAUCGGUGAGUCUGUUUAUCUGAUCGAUGAGUCUGUCUCUGUCUGAUCGGUGAGUGUCUGUCUGAUCGGUGAGUCUGUCUCUGUCUGAUCGGUGAGUCUGUCUGUCUGAUCGGUGAGUCUGUCUCUGUCUGAUCGGUGAGUCUGUCUGUCUGAUCGGUGAGUCUGUCUCUGUCUGAUCGGUGAGUCUGUCUCUGUCUGAUCGGUGAGUCUGUCUCUGUCUGAUCGGUGAGUCUGUCUCUGUCUGAUCGGUGGGUCUGUCGGAUCGGUGGGUCUGUCUCUGUCGGAUCGGUGAGUCUGUCUGUCUGUCGGACCGGUGAGUCUGUCUGUCUGUCGGACCGGUGAGUCUGUCUCAGUCUGAUCGGUGAGUCUGUCUCUGUCGGACCGGUGAGUCUGUCUCUGUCUGUCGGAUCGGUGAGUCUGUCUCUGUGUGUCGGAUCGGUGAGUCUGUCUCUGUGUGUCGGACCGGUGAGUCUGUCUCUCUGUCUGUCGGAUCGGUGGGUCUGUCUGAUCGGUGAGUCUGUUUGUCUCUGUCGGAUCAAUGGGUCUGUCUGUCGGAUCGGUGGGUCUGUCUGAUCGGUGAGUCUGUCUCUGUCGGAUCGGUGAGUCUGUCUGUCUGUCGGACCGGUGAGUCUGUCUGUCUGUCGGACCGGUGAGUCUGUCUCUGUCUGAUCGGUGAGUCUGUCUGUCUGUCGGACCGGUGAGUCUGUCUCUGUCGGACCGGUGAGUCUGUCUCUGUCUGUCGGAUCGGUGAGUCUGUCUCUGUGUGUCGGAUCGGUGAGUCUGUCUCUGUGUGUCGGACCGGUGAGUCUGUCUCUGUCUGUCGGACCGGUGAGUCUGUCUCUCUGUCUGUCGGAUCGGUGGGUCUGUCUGAUCGGUGAGUCUGUCUCUCUGUCUGUCGGAUCGUGAGUCUGUUUGUCUCUGUCGGAUCAAUGGGUCUGUCUGUCGGAUCGGUGGGUCUGUCUGAUCGGUGAGUCUGUCUCUGUCUGAUCGGUGAGUCUGUCUCUCUGUCUGUCGGAUCGGUGAGUCUGUCGGUCAAGUUAUAAUGAUAUUUCUAUAUAAUGAAACCCUGCCCUUCCUCUAGUUUCUCUGUGGAGCGUCCAGCCCUCAGUGUGGUCAUCUACCCACUGCUCCAUGAAGACCUUCCAUUGGUCAUCAGAGACAUGCCCCUCCCACUGCUCGAUCAACUGACCCUCUUCCAGAGCCGCGUUGCCCAGGCCCCGCCCUCAUCACAAUGGCGACGCCAGAGUGUGAAGAGGCAACGAGCCAAUCAAAGCCCCUCAGACCUCAUCACCAUGGUGAUGCCAGAGGGUGAAGAGGCAUCUAGCCAAUCAGAGCACCUAAGACCUCAUCACCAUGGUGACGCCAGAGAGUGAAGAGGCAUCUGGCCAAUCAGAGCCCCUCAGACUAGAGGUCUUCACGGGUCCAAAAAGUUAGACCCGUUCCGAAAUGGACCUGGGGCUUUCCCACCCGGACCCAAAAUGCAUAAAUUAUUUUGUUUAAGAUAGAGACCCGAUCCGAACGGACCCGAGGACAACUAGACCCGUUCCAUAUAGACCUGGUCGGAUCCAGACCUGAUCCAAGAGCGAGAAGAAGCAGAAAAAUUAUUUUUUAAGCUCCUUUUAUUAAAUCAGAGCUGAUAAAGUGUGAGAGCAGGGAGAGAGAGGGAGAGAGAGGGAGAGAGAGGUGGGGAGGAGCUGUACUGGGAGCUAGUGACACAGUGAGGGAGAGAGAGGUGUCUCUAACAGGUGGGGAGGAGCUGUACUGGGAGCUAGUGACACAGGGAGCAGGGAGGGAGAGAGAGGUGUCUCUAACAGGUGGGGAGGAGCUGUACUGGGAGCUAGUGACACAGGGAGGGAGAGAGAGGUGUCUCUAACAGGUGGGGAGGAGCUGUACUGGGAGCUAGUGACACAGGGAGCAGGGAGGGAGAGAGAGGUGUCUCUAACAGGUGGGGAGGAGCUGUACUGGGAGCUAGUGACACAGGGAGGGAGAGAGAGGUGUCUCUAACAGGUGGGGAGGAGCUGUACUGGGAGCUAGUGACACAGGGAGGGAGAGAGAGGUGUCUCUAACAGGUGGGGAGGAGAGCUGUACUGGGAGCUAGUGACACAGGGGCAGGGAGGGAGGAGAGGUGUCUCUAAUAGGUGGGGAGGAGCUGUACUGGGAGCUAGUGACACAGGGGAGGGAGAGAGAGGGUGUCUCUAACAGGUGGGGAGGAGCUGUUACUGGGAGCUAGUGACACAGGGAGCAGGGAGGGGAGAGGUGGUCUCUAACAGGUGGGGAGGAGCUGUACUGGGAGCUAGUGACACAGGGAGGGAGAGAGAGGUGUCUCUAACAGGUGGGGAGGAGCUGUACUGGGAGCUAGUGACACAGGGAGCAGGGAGGGAGAGGUGUCUCUAACAGGUGGGGAGGAGCUGUACUGGGAGCUAGUGACACAGGGAGGGAGAGAGAGGUGUCUCUAACAGGUGGGGAGGAGCUUUUACUGGGAGCUAGUGACACAGGGGAGCAGGGAGGGAGAGAGAGGUGUCUCUAACAGGUGGGGAGGAGCUGUACUGGGAGCUAGUGACACAGGGAGGGAGAGAGACGGUGUCUCUAACGGUGGGGAGGAGCUGUACUGGGAGCUAGUGACACAGGGAGAGGAGGGAGAGGUUAAAUGAGGGGCAGUAACAGCAACACAGGCGAGGGACAUAGAGGUGACCUAACAGCUGCCGUGAAGGUAUUAGCAUCACUAGAAGCUAGUACCUGCAGCAGCUAGGUAAGAGGCGAGAGACAGUAACCAACCAAGCCGACUCACCAUAUGGACUUACAGGCUGCAAUUAGGGUUAUUCCUUCUCAAGGUAUGAUUACCUAGUACGUCAGUCCAGUAGGACUAAUUUAGGCUCACCCCAUAGCCCGUGGAUAAUUACCAUUUAAAUUUUUUUUUAGCAGGACGCUUUAUCCAGCCAGGACCCUUACAGGGGGUUCAAUUGGAGGUGGUUAAACCAGCUCCAAGGCUAAUUGAGUCUUCACGACGUCUUAUCCAAAAGCGACUCCAAAUUGGUCAUGUCUGACUUCAAACCCUAGCCAGUUGGGCUCCACUGUCUUUGUUUUGGGGGGGUAGGGGCUAAGAGGCUUCACCUGUCUUGAUGCCUAUCCCAGGUAUCCUACAGAUGGGUUUCAAAUGUCUGAACUGGUAUCAAACCAGCUAGCCAGGCUAAUUGAGGCUUCACCCGUCUUGACUGCGUCAAACCAGCUAGCCAGGCUAAUUGAGGCUCCACCUGUCUUGACUGCAUCAAACCAGCUAGCCAGGCUAAUGAGGCUCCACCUGUCUUGACUGCGUCAAACCAGCUAGCCAGGCUAAAUGAGGCUUCACCUGUCUUGACUGCAUCAAACCAAACUAGCAGGGGUAAUGAGUCUCCACCGUCUUGACUGCAUCAAACCAGCUAGCCAGGCUAAUUGAGGCUUCCACCCGUCUUGACUGUAUCAAACCAGCUAGCUAGGCUAAUUGAGGCUCCACCCGUCUUGACUGCAUCAAACCAGCUAGCUAGGCUGAUUGAGGCUCCACCCGUCUUGACUGCGUCAAAACCAGCUAGCCAGGCUAAAUUUAGCUGCACCUGCAUUGACUCAUAAACUACAGUAGGCUAAUUAAGAACCGUCUACUUUUACAAACAAGGAGCUAGGCUCUUGACUUCACCCCGCCUUUGAUGACAUCUGACUUGGCAACAUAGGCCCACGCCUCUGGCUGACAAACCAGCAGCUAAGCUGAUUAGGCUUCUACCCAGUCUUGAUCUGUAACCCUUCUAGGGCCCUGUCAAGAUGAAAUUCUCACUACAGGGGGGGGGGGGGGGGGGGAGGGGUUCCCCGAGCCCGUGACAAUCAUAUCAGAUCCUACCCAGACCCGUGACAAUCAUAUCAGAUCAUACCCAAGACCCGUGACAAUCAUAUCAGAUCCUACCCAGACCCGUGACAAUCAUAUCAGAUCCUACCCAGACCCGUGACAAUCAUAUCAGAUCCUACCCGUGACAAUCAUAUCAGAUCCUACCCAAGACCCGUGACAAUCAUAUCAGAUCCUACCCAGACCCGUGACAUUAUUUAGAAUUCUGGAUCCGGACCCGCUCGGGUCCCGGAUCGGGUCUCGGGUAUUCGGGUACAGGUGGAUCCGUGAAGACCUCUACCUCAAACCUCAUCACCAUGGUGACGCCAGAGAGUGAAGAGGCGUCUAGCCAAUCCGAGCCCCUCAGACCUCAUUGCCAUGGUGACUCCAGAGAGUGAAGAGGCAUCUAGCCAAUCAGAGCCCCUCAGAUCUCAUCACCAUGGUGACUCCAGAGAGUAUGGAACCUGGUUCUUCUACAGCCCCUCAGACCUCAUCACC